AUGAAUAUCACACAACAAAUGAUGUUAGAUUGGUUUAAUAGCCAGAAAAAUACCGCUUCAGAACAGGAGACGCUGCUUCUGCAGAUUAACAAGACCAAUUGGAAAUGGGAAAGGAUUGCAAGGCAAUUUGGCACCAGUUACAUUGCCCUUGGAAUGCUAUCAAUCAUUAUUAACACGGUAAUUUUCACCUGCAUUAUUCUGCGGCGACGGAACACUUUUUCCCACGUGUUCUACGUGAUUAUUUUGAACUUUACCGUAAUCGAUACGAUAAAAGGUAUCUGCUCUAUUCUUUUCGCGUUAAAACUCCUCACAUCAAAUAUGUCGAUGGAUUCAUCGUCUUGGACGGUCAAGGUAGACCAGUAUAGUGGAGUCCUGUUAAGAUUUACAAAUCUCACUUCGAUAUUAAAUGUACUCCUCAUUACUAUGAACGAGUUCAUUUUUAUUUGUUAUCCGUUGAGAUAUUCAACUUUGGUUACAAGGACCCGUAUACUUGUAGCAAUUGUUUCAAGUUGGCUUCUCGCUUCAAUUCUCACCCUAGUCAACAUGCUCACUAACGUAAGGCAUAGAAGUGUGAUGAUCGAUGCUGAAUGUCUCGAAAAAGAGGACGUUGAAAACUGCAUUUGGCAUCAAACAGCCUCGUUAUCGCACUAUUUCGUAUUUCACUUGUUUGUUAUUGCAUUUUGUUUAAUUGGAUUGGCGAUCACCGCUGGAUGCUACGCGUAUCUAUUUAAUGUCAUAUCGAAAAUAUUAAAGAAGGAUGCAAAAUUUCAGGCAGAAGUUGACCUGCUUAAAGAAGAACAUUCUCAUCACAAGAGCAUUGCUCGACGCCGAAAAUAUGUGAUAAUCAUUGGAAGUGUGAUUGUGGUUUACUCGGUUUACCUCACCACAUACGCCAUUAUUCAAGGAAUGCAGCUGUAUAAUAUUUCCAGAGGUUCUACACACUCUAGUAACUUUUUUAUUUUGACGAAAUACAUUUGCUAUGGAAUUUUGUCGCUUCAUUCACUUCUUCAACCGCUUUGCUUCAUGAGAAUGAAAGAAUUCAGAAAUAUUUUAAAGCGAACAAUCUGCGCGCCUUUUCGUCGUGAAACCUAUCAAUCUGGAGAUGGUACAAAGCGGGUUUUAUUCCAGCCAACCGAUAUUUAA
Messenger RNA from Caenorhabditis bovis, 1143 nucleotides. Lineage: Eukaryota; Metazoa; Nematoda; Chromadorea; Rhabditida; Rhabditidae. The record is from the annotation of a GenBank genome assembly.